Messenger RNA from Rhinolophus ferrumequinum (greater horseshoe bat), 4985 nucleotides. It is a transcript of the gene ZC3H11A, whose product is annotated as zinc finger CCCH-type containing 11A. NCBI's taxonomy places the organism in Eukaryota, Metazoa, Chordata, Mammalia, Chiroptera, Rhinolophidae. The coding region runs from base 828 to 3254 and encodes 808 amino acids. Gene Ontology annotation, molecular function: metal ion binding. The transcript has 19 exons. The record is from RefSeq and is a predicted model, not a curated record.
AGAGCUGAGCCUGUAGCCCGGCGCCAUCUUUGACGCUGGCAGUAUUGGAUUUCUGCUGGUGUUGCUCCUGUGAAGACGGCGGACCGCAGCGACUAAGAAAGAAGAAAGACGUGGCAGCAAGCGGGAGUCGGGGAUAGUGUCGUCGGUUCGGUAAAGUUUCUGUUCUCUGAUUUGGGGAUAUUCCCUGCCCAAAAAUUUCCUGGAAAAUUGACUAGUAUUAAGUGUGAAGAAAUCUUGAAGACCAGAAAUUGGAUCUUAUUGAAUUUUGAUGUUCUUUUUAAUUUUUUCUUUUUCUUUUUUUCUUUUUAAAUUCUAUUGUUCGGCUAUGGAAGAUGGAUUUUUAAAAAAAAAUAAUCCUUUGACUCUCAAGUUCAUCUUUAAAUGAACUCUUUUUUUGUUUAUUUUUGUUUUUGUUUUUGUUUUUGAGGAGAUAACUAGCCCUAGCUGUCUCCAGUCUGACAAAGGUUAUUCGAAUGGACUUAAUCUCCCAGUAGUUGGGAAAUGUUUUAAAAACACGUCCUGUGUUUGAAUUGUGGCUGAGAGGUUUCCUUGGCAAUGUGAGGAGGAAAAUUCUUUCUGCCUCAUUAUUAUUAAUUCAUGGAUUGAGUGUUGGUUCGACCUACAGGCGUGAUAGAUUGGAACUCAGUGAAGACAGACGUUCCAGUUGAGAGCAACCAGCUAAUGAUUACAUUUUAAAGACGAUUUCUGUGAUUGAGUUGUCUUUUGGAAGAUUAACCCGUUUCAAGAGGACUUGAAGCUGGUCCUCGCCUUGUGGAAGCAGUGGCUUGUUUUCAAGAAGCCACCUCUGAUCUAAGGACCUAACCAGCAUGCCCAAUCAAGGAGAAGACUGCUAUUUUUUUUUCUAUUCUACAUGCACCAAAGGUGACAGCUGUCCAUUCCGUCACUGUGAAGCUGCACUAGGAAAUGAAACUGUUUGCACAUUAUGGCAAGAAGGGCGCUGUUUUCGACAGGUGUGCAGGUUUCGGCACAUGGAGAUUGAUAAAAAACGCAGUGAGAUUCCUUGUUAUUGGGAAAAUCAACCAAUGGGAUGUCAAAAACUAAACUGUGCUUUCCAUCACAACAGAGGACGUUAUGUUGAUGGUCUUUUCCUACCUCCAAGCAAAACUGUGUUGCCCAUUGUGCCUGAGUCACCAGAAGAGGAAGUGAAGGCUUGCCAGCUCACAGUUCAACAGAACAAAUUGUCUGUCCAGUCUAAUCCCUCCCCUCAGCUGCGAAGUGUGAUGAAAGUAGAAAGUUCAGAAAAUGUUCCUAGUCCCACACAUCCACCAGUUGUAAUCAAUGCUGCAGAUGAUGAUGAAGAUGAUGAUGAUCAGUUUUCUGAGGAAGGUGAUGAAACCAAAACACCUACCCUGCAAUCAACUCCUGAAAUUCAUAAUGGAUUACGAGUGGCUUCUGCCCGGAAACCUGGGGUCAAUUUAAAACAAGGUGAAUGUUUGAAUUUUGGAAUAAAAACUCUUGAGGAAAUUAAGUCAAAGAAAAUGAAGGAAAAAUCCAAGAAGCAAGGUGAAGGUUCUUCAGGAGUUUCCAGUCUUUUACUCCAACCUCAGCCCAUUCCAGGUCUCGAAAAAGAGAAUGUCCGGACUGUGGUGAGGACAGUAACUCUUUCCAACAAACAAGGAGAAGAACCCAUGGUAAGAUUGAGUCUCACUGAGAGACUGGGGAAACGAAAAUUUUCAGUAGGUGGCGACAGUGAUCCUCCAUUAAAGCGUAGCCUUGCACAGAGGCUAGGGAAGAAAGUUGACGCUCCAGAAACUGACCAAACACCAAAGAAAGCUCAAGUUUCCAAGUCUCUGAGGGAACGAUUAGGCAUAUCAGCUGGUCCAAACAAUGAGGAGGCAGCAGAGAGAAUUGCUAAAGUUGGUGAGAUCCAUGUAAAGACAUUGGAAGAAAUUCUUCUUGAAAGAGCCAGUCAGAAACGUGGAGAACUGCAAACUAAACUCAAAACAGAAGGACCUUCAAAAGUUGAUGAUUCUACUUCAGGAACAAGAAGCUCCUCCAGUAUUCGAAUCAAAACCUUCUCUGAGGUCCUGGCUGAGAAGAAACAUCGGCAGCAGGAAGCAGAGAGACAAAAAAGCACAAAGGAUGUAACGAGUAUCAAGUUAAAGACUGAUAAUGAAAUUAAAAAAACAGUGGUUUUACCAUCCCUAGUUGCCAGCAAAGGACAGUCAGAGGAACCUGCAAGUAGAACAAAGUCUGUGCAGGAGGUGCGUAUCAAGACACUGGAGGAAAUUAAACUGGAGAAGGCACUGAGGGUACAGCAGACUCCCGAGAGCAGCACCAGCUCCCAGUCUCAGCCUGAGGCCACCUCGGGGGCAAGGCGACUUCUCCGUAUCACCAAAAAAUCAGGUAUAAAAGAAGAAAAGAAACUUCAAGAAGGAAGUGAAGUUGCUUCUCGGAGUAGUGUUACUAGAACAGAGGCUAAAGAGGCUUCAGAUGAGACAACAGGAGUUGGCAUCACUAAAAUUCAAGUCAAGAGAUGUGAGACCGUGAGAGAAAAGCACAUACAGAAACAGACAGAGAGGGGAACCUCACAGAAGGAAAAAUCAGUUUUGACACCUGUUUGGGGAGAUGUAGACUCUUGCAAUACCCACAUAGCAGAGAAGCCAAGCAUUACACGGUUCCUGACAAAGCGGCUUCCCACAAAAGCAUCUCAGAAGGCAGAGGUAGAAACCUCAGGGAUUGGGGAUUCAAUAUUGAAUGUGAAAUGUACAGCACAGACCUUGGAAAAAAGGGGGAAAGCUAAACCCAAAGUGAAUGUGAAGCCAUCUGUGGUUAAAGUUGUCUCCUCCCCCAAAUUGGCCCCCAAACGCAAGGCACUGGAGGUCCACCCUGCUGUCGUUGCAGCUGUGAAGCCACUUAGCUCCAACAGUGUCCUGCAGGAAAGCCCAGCUAGAAAAGCAGCUGUGGCUGUUGUCCCACUCCUUUCUGAGGACAAAUCAGUCACUGUGCCUGAGACAGAGAAACCUAGAGACAGUCUUGUGCUGCCUCCAACCCAGUCUUCUUCAGAUCCCUCCCCACCAGAAGUAUCUGGCCCUUCCUCAUCCCAAAUGGCCACAAAAACUCGCCGACUCAGCUCUGCCUCAACAGGAAAGCCCCCGCUGUCGGUGGAGGAUGACUUUGAGAAACUAAUAUGGGAGAUUUCAGGAGGCAAAUUAGAAGCUGAGAUCGACCUGGAUCCUGGGAAGGAUGAAGAUGACCUUCUGCUUGAGCUGUCAGAAAUGAUUGAUAGCUGAAGGUGGUAGUGGAACAUUUGGCGGGGGGGGAAACUUGCCAAAACCUGGACUUAGUUUCAUCUAUUAUAACAUUUACCCAAGAUGUUCAUUUCUUUAGUCUAGAAUUUGCUCCAAAUCAGAAGUAUACCUCUGAAUUAUCUGUAUGUGUCCUGGAUUCCUUGGGGUCAGAUUUUUAAAGUCCCUUUAAUAACCAUUUCGUCCAUUUGAUGCCAUUAUUUAGCAUCUUCAAGAAAAAGUUCUGUCUUAGCCCUCUCUCCACAAAAAAACAGAGAUCCAAGUGAAGGGUGCAAGAGAACUUAGUGACUGACUCCUUGAGGUGUUUGUCAGUUUUGGCGUUUUUUCCCCUUUGUUGUAUUAUUUCUUUUAUGUAUUGUCUUAAUGUGCUUAAUGUUACCCGAGUUUAAAAAAGAUGAAGACAGCUGCCACCGUUAAGGACCAAAUUCCACACUUCCACUAAACAACAACAAGUCUACUCAGUCUGUGUUCAAUUGUAUGUCUUUUUAAAAGUAUUUGGAGAUUAAACUAAGCUUUAGAGAGAGCUGAGCAGCUCAGGAAGCCUGUAAUCUGGACAUAACUUUUUAGACCUGAUUUUCAUGUUUCUGCUGCUGUGUAAGCCUCUGAAGAGCAAUAGCUAAUUUAUUAUUACUGUAAUUUUUUAAGGCUUUAAAGUGCCUCAGGGGUCCUCUGAAACUAAUUUUCUAUUUCUGGGAUUCCCUGGAUUCUUAAUAAGAGAUGGUGACAUAAUGAUUAAGGAAUUCUUUUUUUUUUUUUGGUAUGAAAGUUGUCCCGUCUCUUAUUUAGUACUUGCCUCCUACUAGCAUUGAAUUAUUACAGGGAUAAAAAUUGGAUUAAUUUUCUAUUUCUGACUCUCCCAGCAAACUCCUCUUGCCCAGUAUUUGUUUGGUGUUCUUUAACCACCUGAGGGGGAAAAAAUGCAUUCAUUCAAGCUGCCAAUAUUUAUCUAUGGACUAGCGGUACAAUGAAUUGUACUGUGGAAGGGAUUAUUUGAGAUGUUCUGGGGGUGUAUUGUAUACCUUCCAGUUUUCGUCAUUUCUGAAUUGAAUUUUCUUUUCUUGAUGUUGGUCUCCUUCAUAUCACCUCAAGGUUUAGACUGAAGGAACAAGUAUGUUGGGGAUAAUAGUCUUGAAAGGAGACAUUGUACAUAAUCAAAAGGAAGACGAAAGAAGGACUGUCCGUUUUUAUAUUUUGCUGUAGGUGGCCAGUUGUUUCUCACAGGGAAAUCUGACCCACCUGUCAUGUUGGCUCCUAAGGAACUGCUGUUGUAAGCGGCUCAUCCAGAGUUGAACGUCAUGUCGCCUUGUUGGGAAUAUGAAAAAGGAAAAAAGCCACAGGACUGCCCAUUUGGUCUUGGGAAGAUUUCAUGAUUGUGCACGAGCAAAAAUGACUUGAAAUUUAUGUAUAGACACCUCUCUACCAAUCCAUCUACAGCUGACUGAAUGUUGUAUAAUAGCCCUUCUCCAAAGCAGGGGUGGAAUGUUCUGGUUUCACCACAGAUUUUUGACUCAUUUCAUUUUUGGAAUCAGCUUAUAGAUUCCAGGUCUUGUUUGUAUAUAACCUUAUUCUUUUGCUUUUUAAAAAAUAAUUUUGUUUUCAUAUUUAAAGCGGUUGUAUUCGUCAGUGAUUCAUGCUCAGCAUUAUUUGAACCAUUUGCCAUUACACAAAGAGAAAUACUUAUUUGUGUUUUAAAUAAAACUGGUGUAGGAAAGUCUU